Molecule: messenger RNA, 399 nt
Organism: Drechmeria coniospora
Lineage: Eukaryota; Fungi; Ascomycota; Sordariomycetes; Hypocreales; Ophiocordycipitaceae
Exons: 1
Coding region: 1-399 (132 amino acids)
Source: RefSeq, a predicted model, not a curated record
AUGGGCCGUCUGGGCAGAGUGCACAGGGGAGAGAGAGUGUGUGUAUGUAAGUACACGGGACAGGUAGAAGAGGGUAGAGAAGGGGGUAGAGAAGAGGGUAGAGAAGAGGGUAGAGAAGAGGGUAGAGAAGAGGGUAGAGAAGAGGGUAGAGAAGAGGGCAGAGAAGAGGAUAGGGAAGAGGGUAGGGAAGAGGGUAGGGAAGAGGGUAGGGAAGAGGGUAGGGAAGAGGGUAGGGAAGAGGGUAGUAGGGAAGAGGGUAGGGAAGAGGGUAGUGAAGAGGGAAGGGAAGAGAGCAGUGAGUCGGCUGACUGGUCGCCGGCAACCAGGCGAAGGGGCCGUUCGCACAACAGCUGGCCUGGGUCCUUUGAACGAUUUUGCCCUCUAUUCCUCUUGAAUUGA